AUGCCACGUACCAUCACGUUUGAUAUUCCAGUUCAGUACCAACUUAUUGAUUUAAUCGGUGAAGGCGCCUAUGGUACAGUGUGCAGUGCCAUAUAUAAGCCAUUAAAUGUUAAAGUAGCAAUCAAAAAGAUCCAACCUUUUAGUAAGAAAAUGUUUAUAACCCGUACCUUGCGUGAACUUAAACUACUUAGAUAUUUCCAUGACCAUGAAAAUAUUAUCAGCAUACUAGAUAAAGUGGUUCCCGCCUCCGUGGAGAAGAUGGACGCAGUCUACUUGGUUCAAGAAUUGAUGGAGACAGACUUGCAAAAGAUCAACGAACAAAUGAUGUUGACUGAUGAUCAUAUUCAAUAUUUCACAUAUCAAAUCUUGCGAGCGUUAAAAGCUAUACAUUCUGCAAAUGUCAUCCACAGAGAUAUAAAACCUUCAAAUCUUUUGUUAAAUUCUAAUUGCGAUUUAAAAGUCUGCGAUUUCGGUUUAUCUCGUUGUCUUUCACAAAGUAAUAAUCCACGUGAGACUCUGGUUGGUUUCAUGACGGAAUAUGUGGCUACUCGUUGGUAUCGAGCGCCAGAGAUUAUGUUGACGUUCCAAGAAUAUACAACUGCAAUGGAUAUUUGGUCGGUUGGUUGUAUCUUAGCUGAGAUGAUAUCUGGGAAACCAUUGUUCCCAGGAAAGGAUUAUCACCAUCAAUUAUGGUUAAUAUUAGAAGUAUUGGGGACUCCAAGUUAUGAAGAUUUUCAGCAAAUUAAAUCUCAAAGAGCUAAAGAAUAUAUCGCUAACUUGCCAAUAAGAAACAAAUUGCCUUGGGAAGCUAUGCUUUUAAAUAAUAAAAAUAGAGCAAAUAGAAAAGAACUGAAUCCACAGAUGCUGGAUCUACUUUCAAAAAUGCUGGUAUUUAAUCCCAACAAACGUAUCAGUGCGGCAGAAGCUUUAUCCCAUCCUUAUUUAAGUGUGUAUCAUGAUCCUGAUGAUGAACCUGAGUACCCUCCUUUGAAUCUAGAUGCCGAUGAAUUUUGGAAAAUGGAUAAUGAUAUCAACUAUAAUGUCAACAAUUCAUCCGAGAAUAACAAUAAUUUUGAAGAAGAGGACGAAUCUACUAUAGAUAUGUUGAAACAGAUGCUAUUUGAAGAGUUGAAGAAACCAAUUAAUUGA
Messenger RNA from Arxiozyma heterogenica, 1149 nucleotides. RefSeq names its product mitogen-activated serine/threonine-protein kinase KSS1 (gene KSS1). Bases 1 to 1149 code for a protein of 382 amino acids. Gene Ontology annotation, cellular component: cytoplasm; nucleus. The transcript has a single exon. Gene Ontology annotation, molecular function: MAP kinase activity; ATP binding. Gene Ontology annotation, biological process: intracellular signal transduction; protein phosphorylation. The record is from RefSeq and is a predicted model, not a curated record. NCBI's taxonomy places the organism in Eukaryota, Fungi, Ascomycota, Saccharomycetes, Saccharomycetales, Saccharomycetaceae.